AGCUCAAAAUGAGAAGUCCAUUUUGAUUCUUUCUACUUUUUUUUAUUUUCAGAGACAUGAAACGGUGUCCAGCCAGCAGAUAGUCUCCAGCCAGCAGAGAUGCAGCGUAUAGUGACUCAACUGGUUGCAGGAAAACUGCAAACCUACAUGGCCAUCGUGGUGAUCUUUACCUACGGUAUUCUGCUCAGGAGGGACUUUGAAUGCACCUGCAAACCUCAACACUAUGACUGCAUCAUUUACGCUGUUCUACCUGCUCUCAUAGUGAUCGUCCUGAUGCUGUGGUCCAAUAGGCUGUUUCAGAAGUUCUGCAGCUACUGCUGUAUGUUUAAAGGAUUUCUCUUCUGUCAGAUCUUAAAGUCGGCUUUAGUUGGUCUCUUCUGGUUUGCAUUUCUUUUUAUUGAUGGAAACUGGUUUGCUUGUUGCUUUAAUAAUCUCUCUGAGCAACAAGUACAUUUACCCUGCAAAGACCCAGGGAGGAGAACCGAUGAAGAGAGAGAAAUCAUUGCUGAGAUGAAAAGCACGUCGAAGGUUAUUGGCUGCUGGCUGCUCUUUAUCAUUAUUUUCUCAGGAGCCAUGAUGUCAUGGAUUAGAUGGAAAUGUGACGGCAGGUGUAACUGCAGCAUACAAACUGUUCAGUAUGAAGAAACUCUUUAUUACAAACUGGUUCUGGAAGAGGAGGAAAGGGUGCUGAAGGAGAAUCUGAGGGAGUCAAUAAAUAUGAAGCUGACUGCAGAGAUCAAGAAGAAAUAUGAGAAUAACUGGAAAGAAUGUUUUAAUGUUGCAAAUGAACUCCUUAAAAAUGAAUUAAGCCAAACAGACUCAAACUUACAGGGACGCAGUGCAGAUGAUCUCUGCUGAAAGAGGACUCAUUUCUGCUGCACCCAUUCCCUCAACUAAUUUGUUCAUCAAGUCACUGCAUAAAAAGACCAGUAGGACCCCCAGACAUAACCAGAUUGUCCAUCUAGCUUUGUAAUAAUCUAGCUCUCAUUGUACUUAUGUGCCAAGUCAAAACAAAUUAUUUAUACUCUGUUUUCUUCUGCUUUAGUGUCUUUCCAGUUUUCUGACAUAAUGUCCAGACGUUACCCCAUCAGUGGGAUCAUCAAUAACGACCAACUUACCAACUCUUAAACUUCUGCCAAAGCCAUCCUGAGAUUCAUGAUCCACUCUCUGCUCUUGCAAAUAGGAAAACUUCCAUCAGAUAAUUUCCCCAGACCUCUACCUGAGCAUGCGGGCCAGUCCGUGUUGCGCAGCAAUAUGUUUUGGUUUGGCUUUAAAAACUCUUGCCCAUAGAUUGCUGGAGAUAGGCACCAGCUUCCCCGCGACCCACUAUGGAAUAAGCGGUAGAAAAUGACUGACUGACUGACUAAUUUUAAUAAAAAUGACCAAGUCGGGCAUCACCUUAUUAUCAUGAAAUACUAGCCAGUCAGUUGUUGUUUUAUUGUUAAAUGGAAGUUGGAGUUGCACAGUUCUCCUUGUUUGUUCUUUGACUUUCAUUGCUGUUUUUAUUUCUGAUAUUGUUAACCUUGUAUGUUAUUGCUUAUGGCUUUGUAUAAAAUUGCUGUUUUUAUUUUCAUUUUAGCUGUUAUUCUCCUGUACAGCACUUUGGUUUGUAAAGCGCCUUAUAAAUGAAUAAAUAACGAUGAUGCCAAUGGGUAA
Girardinichthys multiradiatus is the source of this 1656-nucleotide messenger RNA. RefSeq lists its product as uncharacterized. The transcript is spliced from 3 exons. Bases 100 to 858 code for a protein of 252 amino acids. The record is from RefSeq and is a predicted model, not a curated record. NCBI's taxonomy places the organism in Eukaryota, Metazoa, Chordata, Actinopteri, Cyprinodontiformes, Goodeidae.